Bombina bombina (fire-bellied toad) is the source of this 6726-nucleotide messenger RNA. It is a transcript of the gene CHRDL2, whose product is annotated as chordin like 2. The transcript has 11 exons. Gene Ontology annotation, molecular function: protein binding. Lineage: Eukaryota; Metazoa; Chordata; Amphibia; Anura; Bombinatoridae. The record is from RefSeq and is a predicted model, not a curated record. The coding region runs from base 119 to 1420 and encodes 433 amino acids.
GGAGUCUUUGACGUAGUAAUGUCAUGCUGGCUCUCAAGUCUGAGACCACUGCUUUUAUAGCUCUGGGAUACUGCAAGUCCUGAAGCCAGCAGGCUCAGCUUUCAUUGGGACUAGAAGUAUGUUCCCUGAAGCCAGAGAGGUGUGCUUCUUACUGGGAUUUUCUCUGCUGUACAUUGUCUCUCAAACAGAAGCCAGAGCCAGACCCCGUCCAGACAUGUUCUGUAUAUUUCAUGGUAAGAGGUAUAGUCUGGGAGAAAGCUGGCAUCCGUACCUAGAGCCUCAAGGCGUUGUAUAUUGCAUUCGCUGUAUGUGUACUGAGGGAGCCAACGUGAGCUGCUACAGAAUUAAGUGUCCGGUCCUGCACUGUGUUCAUACAGUAACUGACCCACAGCAGUGCUGUCCGAGAUGUGUUGAGCCUCACUCGCCCUCUGGUCUCCGAGCUCCUAUUAAGCUUUGUCAACACAAUGGGACAACGUACCAGCAAGGAGAAAUGUUCACCACUCAUGAGCUCUUCCCCUCGCGGCAAUCAAACCAGUGUGUGCAGUGUAGCUGCUCGGAUGGACAAAUUUAUUGCGGACUAGUAACGUGCCCUGAACUGGUCUGCGCUUCUCCCCUCACUGUACCAGAUUCGUGCUGCCCUGUCUGCCGAGACAGCUCAUAUGAGAGAUCUGUGGAAGAGGAACCUCAGCAACUAAACAGAGGUGUUAGGCACUCUCAGGACCAAUGUCUGGGUGAUCUUCUUGGGAAAAAGUCUCCAGGAGCAACUGCAUCUUCAGUCAUCAGUCCAUCUCUUGGAUUUAACCCCCGAAGCUUCAAACAGAAGGGAGGUGGAGGAACCACAGUCAAAAUUUUAAUGAAAGAAAAACACAAAAAAGCUUGUGUUUACAAUGGAAAGACAUAUUCUCAUGGAGAGGUCUGGCAUCCAGUAUUUCGAACCUUUGGAGCAAUCCCCUGUAUUUUGUGCACAUGUAAAGAUGGAAACCAAGACUGCCACCGAGUGACCUGUCCUGAUGAAUAUCCAUGUGAAUAUCCAGAGAAAGUAGAAGGAAAAUGCUGUAAAAUCUGCCAAGAUGAUAAAGUGAAACCCACAGAUGAAGUCAGCACCACAAGGUGUAUGAAGAACUCAAAUAAGAUCUUAGUUUAUAUGUAUAUGUCCUCCAGCGGUGGCAAGGAAAACCUCAGGAAGAUUGCCAUAGAGAAAGAGGCAUCUGAUGAGGUGGAGAUUUAUGUCUGGAAAAUGGUUAAAGGGAUUUUUCAUUUAAUCCAGAUUAAGAAGGUCACAAAACAAGAUUUCAGACAAGAAGCCGAGAACUUCAGACUUGUCACCAGAACGAGUGAAGGUCAAUGGAAUAUAUUUAGACCUCAACCACCUGAUCUGAACAUGACCGAGAGCCCGGAGAAGGAUGCAGAGAACUUGUAAGAUGUGUCACUUUGAUACAGCACUACUACAAAAGUUAAAAGCAAACAUAACCUUAAACUUGCAAGAUGACUAGACACCAGAGCAGGGACUGCAGCUUUGGACAAUCAUCUAAAAGGACCUUCUACAAACAGGUCUAAUUUUAUAGUGUACAGAAGAUGCCGCAACAUACAAAUUCUAUGAGGAAAUGAGAGAGAUCUUCCCAUGAACAAACAAUACAAUCCCUUGGUUUGUGUCUUGCCUUAACCUUUUCCAAGGGAAGGCUGAAUGCUUUCAUUUUAGCACCUUCUCCACAGGUGGACUUGGUCAGAUAUUGGAGAUGCUAUAUUUAUGUAGCAGAGUUGGCAUGCCUUAAUACUUUUGAUGCCACAGGAAUAGUGAUAUGCUUCAGUUCAAUGCUUGUGGAAUCAAACAGUAGAUUUAUCUUCUGUUUGCUUUGUCCAUUUGCAAGCAACUUUACACUCAUGUGAAAUGCACACGUAAUACACAGCAAAUACUUGCACACUGUGCUUUGCUCAUGUACUAUUUAAGAACAGUGUAGCUUUGUCUCAUCUCCAGUAAUGUAUUCCUUUCAACAAGUAAUUCCUCUAUCAUUCAGUUUUACUCUGGAUAUCACAGCACGUGAGACACCAUACAGCUUUAGUUUGCGCAAGUCUAUAACGGUAGCCUCUAAUGUAAUAAACACGUUUAGCCAAAAAACAGAUACAUUUGACACUCUAUACACAAUCCGCAUGGAUUGUACUGGUCAUUGUUAUGCUGUUAUUGUAGUACUAAGAGCUUAAAGGUUUUCAGCACAGCUUAGCAUUUUAAUGUGCACUGUAUUCAUGGUUUAGGACACAGGUGUCAUUUAUUCAUGACAUAAAGAGUCAGUUUAUUAAUUAAGAAAAAAAAGUCCAUUACAGCUAUAAACAUGCAUUAGACAAUACUGUACAAUACUGAGUCAUACAUACUAUUUAUUUUGAGACUUCCCCACCGUUCCGCAUAUUGUGUCAUUACCAUGAUUUUGAGAUAAAUCCUUGUUUCAAAAGUGAAGACAGGGAUUGCCCAGACCCUGCCUGCACCCAUGGCCUAUGGAACUCACCAACUAGACACCCACAACGCUAACUCUUAGUUCCUCCUUCCAAUACAGAAAAAUAAACUUUGACAUUUUUACUCAUUUACAUACACUAAUACAGAAAUAACCGCCUGCAAGAUGUCAGCGAACCAUACUCUAAAAGGUUCUCUUUCCAUGUAGCAUAAUUCUCAACUUACUUCCUUCAGUUCCAGGCUCAUAUUAGCCUUUUCACUUUAUUGAAAAAUUGUUUGACAUAGAUAAUUAUAAACAAAACACUGUAGCACUGGUAAUAACGAGUUGUUCAACUAUGUUGAUGAACUGCUAUCAAUAUCAGGUCACAAUCAAACUGCUCUCAGUUUGAAUGUCUCAGACCAGUUGGCAAAUCCAAAGUAAUUGCUAUUUAUUUAAAUAUAUAGACUUAUGACCGAGACAGUUUCCUAUCACUGUUGUAUGAGCAGCCCCCACAUAACAGUUCCUAAAUACAACUGAUUUUAUUGCAUCCAAAAAAAAACUUAAAAAAAAAACUAAAUGAUCCUCUGCUGUGAGUUAUCUGUUGUCAACGUUUAACCACAAACAACUCAAUACCAUAUAAUAGCCGGUUCCUGUUCCCAAAACCGUACUUAACCCUGAUGUGGUGCUAGUUGUGAUCAGGGUUAAGUACGAUUCUGGGAACAGGAACCGGCUAUUAUAUGGUAAUUGUAAUACUUGAAUGAAUCUUCUCUACUCCAAUAAACCCAAAGCCAUGAUUUCCUACCAUUGCAAUCCCUAUAACACGCAAUGCAGCCUACCCACUCCUUGAUUUAAUCCCCUUACAUGAUCCGUGACACCUAAUCCCCCAUGUUAACACUAUUCAGAUUUUUUAAAUCAUUAGGAAAAAAUAUCCUGUUUCUUAUACUUUGUUACCUCAUAUUAAAGGAAUAUGAAAACCCAAAAAUGAUUUUGUGCUUCAGACAGAGAAUACCAUUUUAAUAAAGUUUCCCAUUUACUUCUAUGAUAAAAUUUGCUUUAUUCCCUUGAAAUUAUGCUUUGAAGAGAUACCUAGGUAGGCAUCUGGAGCACUACAUACAGUAGCUAGAAAUAGUGCUGCCAUUUAGUGCUCUUGCAAACGGAUAACGUUCUUCCAAAACUGCUGCCAUUUAGUGCUCCAGAAAUGGGCCAGCUGUUAAGCAUACAUAUUUGCUUUUCAACAAAAGAUACCAAGAGAAUGAAGAAAAUGUGAUAAUAAAAGUAAAAGAGAAAGUUGUUUAAAAUUGCCUGCUCUAUCUGAAUCAUGAAAGAAAAUGUUUUAGCUCCAUGUCCCUUUAAAUUAGAAUCCUGGCUUGUUAUUUAUUUUAACUAAGGGUUAGUUUUCAAACUUAAACCUAACUUUUCUGAUUUCUCCAUUCUAAACUAAAAUAAUAAAACAUGACAAUUUUUAUUUACCCAAAACAACGUACAUUAUCCCAACUUUAUUAAGUAAAAUUAAUCAAAAAUCUAAAAAUGGUAGCUGAGGUCUUAACAUAAAACAUUUAAGAAAUGAGUAUAACUGAGAUAGCCCAAUCUAACCCACUGUGAGACACUUUACUGAUGGUUCCUAACUAUGGACAACUGUCAGGAAUUUUAAAACACCAAUACCAAUGGAACAGAUAUCCAUUUUACAUCAACAACAGUGUUAUUAUCCAUUAAACAUAACUGCCCCCCAACAUUUUUUAUUCUUAACCAAUGCUGCCAUGGAGCCUUACCUUACUAUAACCCUAUGGGUGUAGACCCAAACUUAGUUGUGAAGGUUUCCUGAGAUUAAUUUUAUUGUAAAGUCGUCUAUACGAUCAUUCAUACUAUAAUUUUACAAAGGGAAAGGGUGCUGUACACUAAGAAAUAAAUGAACAGAGAAAAUCAAGUGAAAACACUUGAAAAGUGUGUACUUUUUUAGCACUCACAACACUAUUGGAUGUAUCUUUAUUAUAUUGGUGAACAAGAAUAAUCAAUCCCCAAAAGAAAGGGGUUACAACUUAACUUUUAAUUAAUACAAAUAAAAUUUAGAAAAAUUAAAAACACAAAGGGGUCAAAAUGGUGCAAUAUUUCUAAAUAUAGUAGCUGUCUAGGUUCUGAGUUAACCAUAUAUACUAGUAGGUAGUGGCCAAAGUAUUACUUUUAUUAAGUAGUAUACUGCCCCCCCAGUGAACCAUAUAUCACAACUGGUAUAAGACAAUAAGGUAUCAGUGGUAUAGUAUCAGACCCAACUAUCAGGUUGGAAAAAAGGGGUAAUUGUUCAGGUGGAAAUAAGUCAACAGGAAUUAGCACUUCUCUAAUAAAUUCCAGAGAUAAAUGGUUGUUAAAUGCAGGAAAAUUAUACCCUCCCAUGAGUUGUCUCUCUAAUACUUGUAAUCAAUUGGGUGGGCUAAGUUUUAUGUGUUUUACGUGUAAAGAAUAUUUUUUUCAGUUUGAUAUUACUAUUCUGGGCAGGGAAGUCAAUGGUUAAUGGCCUUACAUAAAACUGAACAUUUCUUCCUUAAAAUAACAUUAUGAUUAAAGCAAUAGCCUAACAAUCUAAAAUCCUUAAAAUGUUUCACCUUGUUAAUCUCAAAAUGGCAAGUCAUAUAAGCUUUUACUAAAAACAAAGAUGAUAAACAAUUAUUAAUGCAAACAAAGAUAGCUGUAUUCUUAAAAAUGUAUUCUUAAAAUGAAAUGACUCACUCCUGCAUAUUUUACAAGAUAAGAUGUUUUACAUUAGGCUUUAAAAAUAUAUGGGGCUAAAGCCCAUGACAGAAAUCAAUGACCCCUAAUUAGAUUCCACACUGUAUGGUUCUUCAGUUAACCAGCUACACAUUCUUGAGUAAUCUGUUUAUAAUAAUUCAUUACACAGAAAACAUUUCACAAGUAUAAAUAGCUACUACAGGAGUGCGGAUGCCGACACAUGCUUCUUAUCUACACAAUGUAUUUAGUACGGAUGAUGACCAUGUAUCGUCAUCCGGGGUGGGGCAAAUGGCUUUAAUAAUGGCAACUCUCACCCCCCCCUGCACUUAUCCCUGUAUUCCUGGUGUACAAAUCGCCUGGCAAAGCCUGGGGAAUCCAGGAUCGCCACAACACACGUCCAUUUAUUUGAAUAGAGGAUCAUUGGAACCUCUAUUUGCAAAUCACAGUUGUAUAACUAUACUGAAAGACCUUUAUUUGUAUGAGGAUAAACCUUUCUCUUUUUUCACUAUUAUUUAUAACAUUUAUUAAAAUUGUUAUUUACAAAAAUGCAUUUUUCAAAACUUAAUGUUACAAGUUUCUCACGUCAUGAUAUAUACAUUGAAAAAUGGUAUAGUUUGAAUGGGUCUCCUGGGGAAAAAAAAAGAUAUUGUGGGUUUCUCACUGAAAAAUGGCCUACAGUAGGUCUUAUUUGACCAGCAUAUAAAAACUGCAAAAUAUUAUGGAUGCUAUACUAAAACAGCCAAGAUGUCACAAUAUUGCCAUCAACAUGAUAUCUCUGCAGCACUGUCACCUGUGUGCCAAUGUCUCAGGUAACAUGGCAUUGAGGGUACAAAUUCCCAUUACCAAUUGGAUGCCAAAUAAUAUUUGUAGCCAUAUGCCAUGCAAGGGGUUAACAUUUGCCUUAAACCUAGUCCCUAAUUCUUAACCCUUUCUGUACUUUCCACACUAUUUUCACUCAUCAGCAUGGUAGACAAGACAUUCCUACAGUAGGAUAUUAUGUGCAGCGAGAUUAGAUUUUUCAAAAAUAAUAUUUUCCUAAACGAUAUGGUAAAAAUGUGACCAGGUAAUAGACUGUGAUGGUAAUUUCACAUAUGGUAUCUAUAGCCAUAAAGUUUUGAAAUCUAAACUUUUUUAAGCAGUCAGAAAACCGUAUCUUUUAAGUUUCCUUGAGUUUAAACAGAAUAUUUUUGCUGUUAUGCCAUUAUAUAUCAGUUGGUUCUGAAAACCUGAAGACUAUCUAAUUAGGUACCUAGAGUAAUAUUUAGCGAAUUCCGUUGUUUAUGUAUAUUAAAUAGUAUUAACUGUAUACUACUUAUGGAAAAGGCGCAACCUCUAAUGGAGAGGAAGUAACCCUUGCAGGCAAGUUAUGGAGAUGUACGAUGGAGAUGCAGGUCAGCUGGUGAAUUGUCUAAUGUUUAUCACUCAAACUGUACGUAGCCCUUUUUUUUUUAAAAAAAUCUAUUUAUUUUUAAAUCUUUUACUGUCCGUUAAAUCUAAUUAAAGUAUUUUCUAAAGUCAUUUUUCUUGUUUGUGAAUCAUGUGUUGGUUUAUAAAAAAUAUAAUAAAGCUAUCUAUUAAUCUG